Molecule: messenger RNA, 3086 nt
Organism: Panthera uncia (snow leopard)
Lineage: Eukaryota; Metazoa; Chordata; Mammalia; Carnivora; Felidae
Gene: MSH5
Product: mutS homolog 5
Exons: 24
Coding region: 368-2941 (857 amino acids)
Biological process (GO): chiasma assembly; mismatch repair
Cellular component (GO): nucleus
Molecular function (GO): ATP-dependent DNA damage sensor activity; ATP binding; mismatched DNA binding
Source: RefSeq, a predicted model, not a curated record
GAGAAGUUUAGGGCUGCGAUAGUGGGGGCGUGGUUGGCAGAGGCGGGGAGAGGAGACGUGCAGACUCGGCCCUCAGGGCCCUCCAGCCAAAGUACAAGCUCCUGGUGACCGGAAUGUGGGUGGGGCACGUGGGGUUUUGCAGUCUGGACUUUGGUGAUAUACCUAAGAAGUCGCCUGUCAAAAUGCCUGCAGAUGUUAAAAACAAAACGUUACCGCAGCUCUCCCCGGCCCUUGCAGCCCUGCGCCUCAGCCCUCUCCCAGUUCGGGUGGAUUUGCGUGUCUACGCACCCCCUAUCCCAGCCUCCUGGCGGUGAAAUCCCGCUCCUGAACCGUCUUCUUUUUCUGCGCCCCCAGAGCGUCCAAGGCCAUGUUCUCCGUAGGAACGAUCCCAGGCGGGACGCCGCAGAGCCCGGAGCCGGGGGCAGCUUCGGCCAGCUUUCCCAGCCUGGCCCCAGUGUCGGGCCGUGGGGAGGCUGAGGAGGAGGAGGACAACGAGCAAGAGCCGGCGGAGAUCUAUCUGUGUGCGCUGUGGACUUCAGGAUACUUGGGCAUCGCCUACUAUGACACUAGUGACUCUACCAUCCACUUCAUGCCAGAUGCCCCAGACCAUGAGAGUCUCAAGCUUCUCCAGAGAGUGUUGGAUGAAAUCAAUCCCCGGUCUGUUGUUACGAGUGCCAAACAGGAUGAGAAUAUGACUCGGUUUCUAGGAAAGCUUGCCUCCCAGGAACACAGAGAGCCUAAGAGACCUGAAAUUGUAUUUUUGCCAAGUGUGGAUUUUGGUCUGGAGAUAAGCAAACAGCGCCUUCUUGCUGGAAACUACUCCUUCAUCCCAGACUCCAUGACUACCACUGAGAAAAUCCUCUUCCUCUCCUCUAUUAUUCCCUUUGACUGCCUCCUCACGGUUCGAGCACUUGGAGGGCUGCUCAAGUUCCUGGGUCGAAGAAGAAUUGGGGUUGAACUGGAAGAUUAUAACGUCAGCGUCCCCAUCCUGGGCUUUAAGAAAUUUGUGUUGACCCAUCUGGUGAGCAUAGAUCAAGACACUUACAGUGUUCUGCAGAUAUUUAAGAGUGAGUCUCACCCUUCAGUGUACAAAGUGGCCAGUGGACUGAAGGAGGGGCUCAGCCUGUUUGGAAUCCUCAAUAGAUGCCACUGUAAGUGGGGACAGAAGCUGCUCAGGCUAUGGUUCACACGUCCGACUCACGACCUGGGAGAGCUAAAUUCUCGGUUGGAUGUCAUUCAGUUUUUCCUACUACCCCAGAAUCUGGACAUGGCUCAAAUGCUGCAUCGGUUGCUGGGUCAUAUCAAGAAUGUGCCUCUGAUUUUGAAACGCAUGAAGCUGUCCCACACCAAGGUCAGCGACUGGCAAGUUCUGUACAAGACUGUGUAUAGUGCCCUGGGCCUGAGGGAUGCCUGCCGCUCCCUCCCCCAGUCCAUCCAGCUCUUUCAGGACAUUGCCCAAGAGUUCUCUGAUGACCUGCACCAUAUUGCCAGCCUCAUUGGGAAAGUGGUGGAUUUUGAGGGCAGUCUUGCUGAAAAUCGUUUCACAGUCCUCCCCAACAUAGAUCCUGAAAUUGAUGAGAAAAAACGAAGGCUGAUGGGACUUCCCAGUUUCCUCACUGAGGUUGCCCGAAAGGAGCUAGAGAAUCUGGACUCCCGUAUUCCUUCAUGCAGUGUCAUCUACAUCCCUCUGAUUGGCUUUCUUCUUUGUAUUCCCCGCCUGCCUUUCAUGGUAGAGGCUAGUGACUUUGAGAUUGAAGGACUGGACUUCAUGUUUCUGUCAGAGGAGAAGCUGCACUAUCGUAGUGCUCGAACCAAGGAGCUGGAUGCAUUGCUGGGGGACCUGCACUGUGAUAUCCGGGACCAGGAGACCCUGUUGAUGUACCAGCUGCAGUGUCAGGUGCUGGCACGGGCAGCUGUCUUGACCCGUGUGUUGGACCUUGCCUCCCGCCUGGACGUCCUGCUGGCUCUUGCCAGUGCUGCCCGGGACUACGGCUACUCAAGGCCCCUUUACUCCCCCCAACUCCUUGGGGUCCGAAUCCUGAAUGGCAGACAUCCUCUGAUGGAACUCUGUGCCCGAACCUUCGUGCCCAACUCUGCAGAGUGUGGCAGGGACAAAGGGAGGAUCAAAGUCAUCACCGGACCCAACUCCUCAGGGAAGAGCAUAUACCUCAAACAGGUAGGCUUGAUCACAUUCAUGGCCCUGGUGGGCAGCUUUGUGCCAGCAGAGGAAGCCGAAAUUGGGGCAGUGGAUGCCAUCUUCACCCGGAUUCAUAGCUGCGAAUCCAUCUCCUUGGGCCUCUCCACCUUCAUGAUCGACCUUAACCAGGUGGCGAAAGCAGUGAACAAUGCCACCAAGCAGUCUCUGGUCCUCAUUGAUGAAUUUGGAAAGGGAACCAACACGGUGGAUGGGCUUGCGCUUCUAGCUGCUGUGCUACGACACUGGCUGGCACUUGGACCCAUGUGCCCUCACAUCUUUGUGGCCACCAACUUUCUGAGCCUUGUUCAGCUACAGCUGCUGCCACAGGGGCCCCUUGUGCAGUAUUUGGGGUUGGCCAAGGGUUUCAGGGCAGGAAGCAGAGAGAUUGAUGACACACUGUCCCCUUGUAUCUCUUUUAAGACCAUGGAGACCUGUGAGGAUGGGGACGACCUAGUCUUCUUCUAUCAGGUUUGUGAAGGUAUUGCCAAUGCCAGCCAUGCGUCCUACACAGCUGCCCAGGCUGGGCUUCCCGGCAAUCUCAUUGCCCGUGGCAAGGAGGUCUCAGACUUGAUCCGCAGUGGGAAACCCAUCAAGCCUGUCAAGGAGUUGCUAAAGGAGAAGCAAAUGGAAAAUUGCCAGACGUUGGUAGAUAAAUUUCUGAAACUGGAUUUGGAAGAUCCCAACUUGGACCUGGACAUUUUCAUGAGUCAGGAAGUGCUGCCGGCUGCCACUGGCAUCCUUUGAGAGUCCUUCCUUGGCUUUCCUCCACUUCCCAAGACCCCAGCGAGCUGCCAUGCCCUGUCUCUUUCCUGGUCUCCCUCAGGCCCAAAAUUCUCAAUUUUCCUGGAAAUUCUGUUUCACGUUAGGAAUAAAGUUUAUUUCAGACCAA